Molecule: messenger RNA, 1214 nt
Organism: Belonocnema kinseyi
Lineage: Eukaryota; Metazoa; Arthropoda; Insecta; Hymenoptera; Cynipidae
Product: homeobox protein ceh-30-like
Exons: 5
Coding region: 271-1197 (308 amino acids)
Biological process (GO): regulation of DNA-templated transcription
Molecular function (GO): DNA binding; DNA-binding transcription factor activity, RNA polymerase II-specific
Source: RefSeq, a predicted model, not a curated record
ACACCAAUCCUCUCCAAAGGGGCUGCCGAUGGUUCAGCCAGUUCCUUACAGUCUCACGAGAACAGUUUUUAUUUAAACAUUGCAUUUAGCAAACACUGUUAUUCAUUUCUUCAAAUUUAAGAAUAGAUUCUAAUUGUUGAAUAAAAAUGGUCUAAUUGAUAAAUAAUAAUAAUUGUGAAAUAAUCGCGAGUGGUCCUCUUUGAUAAAAGUCGGUGUAACAUCUUUUAUUGUUUAUAUUGAUCGAGUGUGAAUAUUAUUAAUUAAUUAAAAAUGUCAGAUGAAAAAGUGUAUGUACCGGAUGAACCUCUAAAGAAUGUGUGUGAAGGAUCCGAUAAUGCGAAGGGCGCCGCUUUUAGUAUUGAAAGAUUAUUAGCCCCAUGUGAGAAGAAAUUUGGGGAGGAGAGAGAAGACAUCAUUGAUGAUAAUGGACAUCUGUUGAAAAGAUGUCCAUAUGUGAAAUCAACGAAAGAGUUUUAUCAGCAAGAGGAGAGAAGACUGACCGUAGCACCUGAUUCUUCAAUGUCUCUUACGGAUGAAAAUUAUCUUGAGGAUUCCGAAAUUGCAUGUUCGACAUCGCCAGAACCAGACAUAAGCUACGAAGCCUGCACCAGCAGUAGUGGUGCUAAUUCAACGACCGGGGUGGACCUAGGAGAAAGAGAUUCUCAAGAAAGAAGUCCGAGUGCAGCUAGUGAUGAUGAGAGAAAGAAGAGACCACGCACUGCGUUUACAGCUGCGCAAAUAAAAUCUCUGGAAGCUGAAUUUGAGAGAAAUAAGUAUCUCAGCGUUGCCAAAAGAUUACAGUUGAGCAAAAACUUAAAGCUCACUGAAACACAGAUAAAAAUUUGGUUUCAAAAUAGGCGGACGAAGUGGAAACGAAAAUACACAAAUGAUGUUGAGCUUUUAGCACAACAAUACUAUUCAAGCCUAGGAAUUCCUGCACCACGGCCAAUCUUCGUUGGCGAUCGAUUGUGGUAUGCACCAAAGUUUUUUAACUACACAGGUCAAUCGCAAGCUGCAACAUCACUUCUUCAGACGCAUUUAUCUCCGAUUCCUUUACCGCCAGCUUUGCCAAUUGUUCAACCAUUGCCGAGCAAUUUGUCAUCGGGACAACAUAAUUCAAUAUUUCAUAAUGUUUCUUCAAAUCAUCCAACCUAUCACAUCACACAGAGAUUGGACUUCAGGCACCACGAAUCGUGAAAAAAUUAUUUAAUUUA